Molecule: messenger RNA, 2213 nt
Organism: Fomitiporia mediterranea MF3/22
Lineage: Eukaryota; Fungi; Basidiomycota; Agaricomycetes; Hymenochaetales; Hymenochaetaceae
Exons: 7
Coding region: 51-1034 (327 amino acids)
Biological process (GO): lipid biosynthetic process
Molecular function (GO): oxidoreductase activity; iron ion binding
Source: RefSeq, a predicted model, not a curated record
GGUGGCCUCACCCUACUAGACCCUAGUUUUCGACGCUCAGGCCCAGCAAGAUGAUGAACACGACAGAAAUCCCAUUUUUCUCAGACGACGCGGGGUUAUACCACUAUGUCCACUCCGCACCGCCCUUCUACUUCACCUCGAAACCGACAAUCCUCGAGUCUGUAUCAGACGAGGUCCUCUCCCUCAUCUCACCCGUCGCUACAUACUGGGUCUACUCCCUUUUCUUCCAUGUCCUAGACUCAGUUGAUUCUACCGCGCUUCAUAAGUACCGGAUACACGAGUCCGCCGAGGUGAAAGCUCGGAACCUCGUUUCGCGCUGGAGCUGUUUCUCCUGGGUUGUGUUUCAGCAGAUUAUCCAGACCGCGCUGGGGUAUUGGUGGCUUGAUUCCUCCGACGAGGGGACAAGCUUCCUCACGGAUCUCGUGUCCAUCAGACAUGGUGUUGUUUUCUCUGCGAAACUCUUGCUUGGUGAGACGACAGCACUGAAGUUCUUACGUGCCUACGGACCUGCAUCCGUCUGGUUCGCGUACUGGUGGGCUAUCCCCACUGCGCAGCUUUUCUUCGCAAUGCUCUGCAUCGACACCUGGCAAUACUUCUGGCACCGCGCCUUCCACGUCAACAAAUUUCUCUACCGUAACUUCCACUCCUGGCAUCACCGUCUCUACGUCCCCUACGCAUACGGCGCUCUCUACAAUCACCCCCUUGAAGGUCUCAUGUUCGACACUAUCGGUACAGCAGUUGCGCAUUCCUUGUCAUUGAUGACUAUCCGUCAAGGAGUCUUCCUUUUUGCAUUCGCUGUUAUGAAAACAAUUGAUGAUCACUGCGGGUACCGCCUCCCACUUGACCCGCUUCAAGUGUUCUUUGGAAAUAAUGCGGAUUAUCAUGAUAUUCAUCACCAGAUUAUCGGCAUCAAAAGCAACUUUGCUCAACCAUUCUUCAUUCACUGGGAUGUCAUCCUGGGUACACGCAUGACUCGCCAGGAGCUCGAACAGAAAACGCGCCGUACGAAGCAAAAAUUAGAUAAAACAUCCUGACGGCGCUCUUCCUCAAGUAUCCUUUGAUGCGCCCACCUCCACUUUACACUUGCACAAUCACGCAUUGGUAUUGUAGUAAUUAUGAUAUAUGAGUUAUUAUUUGAUUUUCCUUUCCUCGUCUGCACUUGAUGCUCCACUCCAGUCCAUUUCGAAAAAAAUCGAAUACUGCUCUCUCCGUUAUUACAGUAAUAUUAUCCCUGUUUGUUUCUUGUCCCUGGUUUAUUUUAGGUUCAGUUUGUUGUACCUACGUGUUCAGGAGGGUAUAUCUUGGUCAGUUAUGUAUUGAUCUAUCUUUCUUGGUCAUUACAAAUACGAAUUUGUAUAAUCUGUUCUGUAAAAGCUUCCUGGAAUGCUAGUCUAAAGGUCACGUAUGGGGUGACGGUGGAGAAGUAGCUCUGCGAGUAAGUAAUGGUAUGAAUGCACGAAGGUAAUAUGCAAUGUGCACUAUAAACGAAAACGCAAGUACGCCAUGAGGAGAGCGGAACAUCCUGUCACGAAACCAACAAGGUAUUGAAGAGUGACAGCCUUCGAAGCCUGGAUAGCCGUGCGUAACUCAGCUAUCUCCCGCUCAAUACGUGUAUCGACUUCCUUAAUCUUGAGUUCUUGUCCAGAAGACGCCUCGCGCAUCCGGCCUUUCUCAAGAUUAAGAUCAAGCCUCACACCAGCCUGCGUACGCGUAAUCUCUUCGCGCAAACGCUGCUUGAGUCGUUCGAGGUCUGUUACAAGUCGGUCGUUCUCUGCUUUCAUCAUCGAUAAAUCGUUCUUUUCCAUCAUUUGUAGCUCGGACUUUAAUUGCGCGAAGUCCACCUUUUGGGUGUAUUGAUGCUUCUCCUGCUCCGGUUUCGUAACCAUAUUACUCGUAAUAUUGCGUAUACUCUCAUCAAUAACCUCCGCCAUCGCAGUCAUGAUUCCUUCGGCCUGUGCGCGGUUUAGUCCCUCGCGUUCUAAGCGCUGCACGAAAUGGUGCGUGUCGAAAUGGAAAUCCUGGACGCUUCGCGAUGUAUGAAAGCUACGAGUCUGCGUAUGCUGUCGAGCAUGAUUUAUCCAACCAGAAUAAGGAGAGAGCACUUCAGGUUGCCGGGAAAGUGAGAGUAUGAACGAGGACUGUGUAGCGCUGCGUGCUUGACGGAAGGCUUGCGUGGCCAGUUGAGCAUUGAUUAACGACUGCAUAGUUACUAC